AUGAGGGGCGCAGGGAUGUUGUUGAGAGACUUGGGAUCCAUAUUGGCAUUGCACGUGCAGUCCGCCAAGCCAUACGGCCGAGUUGCAAAAAAUAUGAACAAAAUAAUGGCCAUUGAUGCCGACGACCUUCGUUCACAGUUUCUUCAGCUCCUUCGUACCCGUCGUACUCCUCAAGUUCCACUCUGUGUGAUACCUGGAAAACCUGUGAAUGAUCCAUUAUAUCAGGAAUUUCCAAAGCCAAAAUUCAGUGAGGUAAUGGCAUCUUGCCCUAAGGAAGAUAUUCCCAAUAUGAAGGAACAUCUUCAAGAGCAAAAUUUCUACUUGAUCACAGAGGAAGGUGAGCAAGGGCGGUUGCCUGUCUUGGUAUUGAGUAUGAAGGAAGCCCAUAAGAAAAAAAGGCCAGCUAUUGUCUUCCUGCAUAGUACAAACAAAUGUAAAGAGUGGUUACGGCCAUUGCUUCAGGCAUAUGCUUCGAGGGGAUACAUAGCUGUAGCAAUUGAUUCUCGAUACCAUGGAGAACGUGCCACCAAUAUUACAACAUAUCGUGAUGCCCUUAUAUCAUCAUGGAAAAAAGGUGAUACAAUGCCUUUCAUAUAUGAUACGGUGUGGGACUUGAUAAAACUGGCGGAUUAUCUAACAGAGAGGGAGGAUAUCGAUUUGUCAAGGAUAGGAAUUACUGGUGAAUCACUUGGAGGUAUGCAUGCAUGGUUUGCUGCAUUUGCUGACUUUCGCUAUUCAGUAGUUAUUCCUAUAAUCGGAGUUCAGGGAUUUCGGUGGGCUAUUGAGCAUGAUCGAUGGCAGGAAAGAGUUGACAGUAUCAAGGGUGUGUUUGAAGAAGCACGUUCCAAUUUAGGCAGGAAUAAAAUUGACAAAGAAGUGGUUGAGAAGGUCUGGGACAGAAUUGCUCCAGGUUUGGCUUCUCGAUUUGAUUCACCAUAUACAGUGCCGGCGAUUGCACCACGCCCUUUGCUGAUUUUAAAUGGAGAGGAAGAUCCUCGUUGUCCAAUUGCUGGCCUGGAUAUUCUAACGUCAAGAGCCCGUAAAGCUUGUGCAGAUGCUAACUGUCCACUUAAUUUCAAGCUGAUAGCCCAAGCUGGUGUUGGCCAUCAAAUGACUCCGUUGAUGGUAAAGGAAGCGAGCAAUUGGUUUGACAGGUUCUUUAAAGUGUAAUUCAGGACAAGUGAUCAAGUGAAGACUUGAGCAAAAACUUAUAUCAGAGAUUAUGAGAUUCCUUGGACUACUCUGAAUUACAAUAUUUAUACCAUGUCAAUUUUAUGUUUUAUAUAACGUUUAGUUUAGCUUUCAACUAAA
Solanum dulcamara is the source of this 1311-nucleotide messenger RNA. RefSeq lists its product as uncharacterized. Gene Ontology annotation, molecular function: serine-type peptidase activity. Lineage: Eukaryota; Viridiplantae; Streptophyta; Magnoliopsida; Solanales; Solanaceae. The record is from RefSeq and is a predicted model, not a curated record. The transcript is spliced from 13 exons. The coding region runs from base 1 to 1170 and encodes 389 amino acids. Gene Ontology annotation, biological process: proteolysis.